This is a messenger RNA of Saimiri boliviensis boliviensis (Bolivian squirrel monkey), 3089 nucleotides long. The record is from RefSeq and is a predicted model, not a curated record. Lineage: Eukaryota; Metazoa; Chordata; Mammalia; Primates; Cebidae.
GACGGUGCUGGGAGACCCGGCGUGCGCUUUCCCCUUAAGAUGUGAACCGGGAAAGGGGAAGGGGCUGAGGGGAGAAAGAACGUGGCCUCCCCUGCGAGUCUAUGGUCAGUGACUGUGACCCGACCGGGAAACGACCCUCUUCUCAAAAGCUACGAUCACCGCCCGGAGCGCGCGCGCACAGACCGGUCGCAGGCGAGAAUUGGUCUUUUCAGGGCACAGUUCAGCUCCUCUGUGGCUGCGUCCCCAGAUGGCAGGAUUUCCAAGAAAUCGAGACUGUCCCUCGUGCACUUGGGAAUAAUAAUUCCCCAAGACAGCACUUGGGGAUUCCGGGUUAUCCUGAGGCUGCCCGGGACUUCUCCAGCUCUCCAGCCCCAGGUCUCCCGACAUUGUGUUCCAGGCUGCGGGCUAAGCCAGACAGUGUUCGCCUCCCGUUCUUUCCACCGAGGGAAGCGAACGCCACCCCCACCCGCCUUUGCCUGCGAGUCUCCCUCGCUGGCCGCAGGGAAGCCAGUCCGGUCCCGGGAGGAAGAUGGCGCAGCAAAUUCGGUGAGGACGGCCGGCCCCGCCCCCGACAAGGAGCUCGCGCGUUCACCUGGUGUCUGGGAACUUGAAUGUGUGAUGGGCGCUUAUUGUUCUGAACCCUUGAUGGCUCCCUCCUCGGGCUGCAUUUCAAAAAUAGUCAUAUUUUUAAAGGAGUUGGAGGAGAGGGAGGGGGAGGACAUGGCACCAUUCCAGAAACCAGCAUUAUUACAACACCAUAGCCAGUAUAUUUAGUUUGGCUUUUCCUAACAUAGAAAUCUUUGAAGGUGGGAGAGUGGAAAUAAAGUUUUAAAAAUGAGAGAGCAGUUUUCCAACUAUGUCAACAAAGCCUAUCGUGUUGAUGUUUUUAUUGAUCAUUUUAGCAACAUGCUAAUAAAAUUUCAAAUUGAAAUUUUUAUUUUCAUGGCUUUAAUCCAUGAUAGUUUAAAUACUGGGGGCCAUUAAGAGUGGAUGUAGCUAAGAGCUUAGCUAACAUUGCCUUUUCACUCUAUUUUUCUCAAAUAUUAUAAGAAUUCUGUUUUUGACUAUUGUAGUUAGUUUUUUGGCUUUAAACAGCAGCCCUAGUAAUGGUGGAGUUGUUAAUGAAUGUGUAUAUUGUACUGAAUUUCUGUCAGUUAAGGGGUUCACUGCUUUGGUGGAAAUUGCUAGCAGGUUCCAUGAUGUUUCUUUUCUCCAUGUUGUACCUCAUUAUCAUUUCAAAUUUGCAUUUCUAUUUUUCUUCUUCUCCUCCUGAUCCCUUUAAAACUGAAUCUAGAGUUGGUGGCUUUUCCCCCUCCUCUUUAGCUAGUUCCUCAGUUCAGUUCUUGCUGAAAACAGGGAAGAACUAGUAGGAUCAGGACAAAUGUGUGUUUUUCAAAAACUGAAGGCUGGGUGUGAAACCCCUUCCUUGGACAAGGAUUAUAAACUUCUCUCCUCCUGCUGCAGCCCCAGCCUAACUGAUAGUUACUUGAUUCAAUGUGUUAGACGCUUAUAGCAUUUAGGUCUCUUUCAAGGGAAUUUGUCAAAUAAUGCUGUUUAGCUAAUUGUUGCAAGCAAUUGCACAUUAACAGCUGUGAUUUGGUUGGACAGAAACUAUUACGACCAAAGCCAGUUUCUUGGCAUUUCAAAAAUAAUGCAAUAAAAACUAGUUGAGGUUAGCUGAGACUGAAAAUGCCUUUUUCAUGAUAAAUGAUUCACUUCUAUUUUUUUUUCUUUCUUUUUUUCUUUGGUUUUCAUCCUGGAUUCAUUCCCUGACCUUAAAUCAAAAGGUCAGAUCAAUGAAAUAUGAACUAAAGUAUUUUUCUUAAACCUAUUGAGUGAUUUAUUUUUUAAAAAAUGUUUAAAUGCAUAUGCUUUUCUUUUAGCACAACAGCAAAACUUUCGUAAUAACUCACUUACCCUUGCAUGUAUAAAUAACUGAAAGUCAUUUAUUUCCCUAACUUAUUCCUCUUUCAAAUAACAGGUGGCAGAUCAUAAAACGAAAUUCUUUAUUGUAUCUACACAUUCCACAUUCCUUACUGUGUCCUGUUACUGUAUCUUGGCUCCCUGCUGUAUUAAACACCAUCUUAAGCACUUGUUCCUUCAGGACUCCUUCUUGACAUUUUAUCUUCCCCUCAAAGUCACUCAAGGGUGGGACUUCAUCAAAAGAAAUGAAUUAGUCUCCAUCACACCUAAUACUAAGAUUUAUUUCCUCUGAUGGUACAUAGAUUUCUCUCUCACUAAGAGGUCACUCAUCACUCUCAUAGAGGAAUGGUUUGUCAGCUUUAUACUUGCCGAGGCUAAACUGGCAGUAAAAAUGAAUUGGGUAGUUAAAGUGGCAUUCGUUACGAUAUUGGCCUAUUAAAUGAUCGGGUUCAUGAUAAUACCUCUACAAACAUGCAAUAAUAAAACAAUAGUUACAGAAGAAACUUGAAAGGCUUGCAAGGUUUCUUAUAUUCUUGUUGAAAUAAUCAUUUAUUAUCUCUUUGUUCAGUGUUAAUAAGGUAACCCAUGGCAGAAAAAUUUGAGUAACAGUUCAUCGUGCAGAGGAUAUGGUCAAGAUAUUACCUAAUGGCUUUAUCCUGAAAAAGGUGUAUAUGUUGACAAUAUGAGUGAAACCAAGAUGGUGAAAUUUCCCAUGGCAGAUAGCAUGGGCACAGUUGAUUUUUAUUGUGGGUGAAUGUAACCAUUCUGUAUUUUACCAGAGGUGUAGAAAUUAGCCCAAAAGUUUCCUAAACACUUCAAUGGUAUUAGGAAUUUAGUUUUGGUAUUAGUUGUCCUCUAGAGACCGCAGCUUCCUAGUAAUUUCCAUGAUGUUGGGUGUGGCUAAGCUGGGGAUGGGUUCUGUUGAGCCUGCGCUGGUGUAGAGGAAAGAUUUCUUUAUACUACAUCUUUUCUCCACUUUCAGGUAGUGAAAACAAACUAUGAUUUAAAAAGAAAAGAAAAAGAAGAGAAAAGACAGGAACUUUUACUUCAAAGAGUGCUUUGUUCCACUUUUAUUUAAACCAAAAAUAAAAUAAAAUAAGGAGGAGGGCUGGAUAUACUUUAAACAAAACCAGUCCUGAAAUGCUGUUAUUCUCAAAGUACAUUCC